Molecule: messenger RNA, 747 nt
Organism: Vicia villosa (hairy vetch)
Lineage: Eukaryota; Viridiplantae; Streptophyta; Magnoliopsida; Fabales; Fabaceae
Product: protein MAIN-LIKE 1-like
Exons: 3
Coding region: 1-747 (248 amino acids)
Biological process (GO): meristem development; meristem maintenance
Source: RefSeq, a predicted model, not a curated record
AUGCGUACAUUAGGACCUGAUGGGAGGCCACAUACCCGCCGCCGCCGCGACGAAGCUGGUCCCUCAAACCCACCUCAAGAGCCAGCACAGCCACCACCGCAGCCAGUUGGAUAUCCUGGUGGACCAUCAGAUCUAUCUUUACUUGUUCGUUACCAAGACCAUGUUGCUCGCCGUUUAUGGUACGGACAUGAAAGAGGUCCUAAAAAGGAGCUUAAAGUCGCAGGACAUGGGACGAAGCUCCAGGAAAGAGUGCCUAUGAACCUCCCACCAGAGAUGGAGGCUAUUGUGAGUGAGUCAGGUCUGGCUUCUCUUCAGAGAACUAGCCUGACCAAGAUAGAUGUUAACCUCGUCUCAGCAUUUGUGGAGAGGUGGCAUGUUGAGACAUCGUCAUUUCACAUGCCAUUUGGUGAGAUGACGAUUACUUUGGAUGAUGUUGCCUGCCUGCUGCAUUUGCCUAUUGGGGGUAUGUUCUGGUAUCCUAAUGAGCACGUCACAGAGGAGGUGGCGGUUGAUCUUGGCUGCGAGUUAUUGGGAGUGGGUAGACGUGCCAUGGCUGAGCAUGUGCGUUCAUGCAGGGGAGCUUAUUACUCACUGCAGUGGUUGUACGACAGAUUUGUGGAGUACCGUGCUGCUGGUAGUUGGACCUUCGCGACCAGGGCAUAUUUGAUGAUGUUGGUAGGUUCUACCAUUUUUGCAGAUAAGACAUUUACUUUGGUUGAGGCCCGCUCGGUGGAUAUCCUACUCUGA